AUGCAGGCGGACGGGGACGCGCCGGCGCCGGCCGUCCACUUCUGGGGCGAGCACCCGGCCACGGAGGCGGGGUUCUACGCGGCGCACGGCGCGCAGGGCGAGCCCUCCUACUUCACCACGCCCGACGCGGGCGCCCGGCGGCUCUUCACGCGCUCGUGGAGGCCCCGCGCACCCGAGCGGCCCAGGGCGCUCGUCUUCAUGGUCCACGGCUACGGCAACGACCGGGAGGAACGGAACGCAACUAUGGAAGGAAAGGAACGGAACGAAAGGUGUUUUCGAGAGUCGACAUGGACCGACGACGACCUACUGCACAUCAUAAGGCUGAAGCCAACCACCGGAUUCAACUACCUAGAAGCGAAACUCUUAUAUCGUAUUAUAAACUCUUUGUUCUGCUACAAUGAUACGCACGAGAGGUACGCACACUCAUGCGUAUUCAAGAAAAAAUGGCUACGGCAACGACAUCUGCCUGCUCGUCCACCUCCCCACGCGGCCGGAGGAGUGGGCGGGGGCGGCGUCGCGCCCAUGUGCAGGAUCUCCGACCGGAUCCGCCCGCCGUGGUCGCUGCCGGAGAUCCUCACCUUCGUCGCAUGGUUCGCGCCGACGGCCGCCAUCGUGCCCACCGCCGACCUCAUCGAGAAGUCCGUCAAGGUGCCCGCCAAGCGCAUCAUUGCAGCGCGCAACCCUGUGCGCUACAACGGCCGCCCCAGGCUCGGCACCGUCGUCGAGCUGUUGCGUGCCACCGACGAGCUGGCCAAGCGCCUCGGCGAGGUCAGCAUCCCGUUCCUUGUCGUGCACGGCAGUGCCGACGAGGUUACCGACCCGGAAGUCAGCCGCGCCCUGUACGCCGCCGCCUCCAGCAAGGACAAGAGUAUCAAGAUAUACGACGGGAUGCUCCACUCCUUGCUAUUUGGGGAACCGGAUGAGAACAUCGAGCGUGUCCGUGGCGACAUCCUGGCCUGGCUCAACGAGGGAUGCACACCGCCGGCAACUCCCUGGCACCGUGACAUACCUGUCGAAUAA
Molecule: messenger RNA, 1020 nt
Organism: Miscanthus lutarioriparius
Lineage: Eukaryota; Viridiplantae; Streptophyta; Magnoliopsida; Poales; Poaceae
Source: the annotation of a GenBank genome assembly